GGCCUGAGGACCCUAAAAAUAAGAAGACUGAUGGGCUGUUCUUCCAUCGUCCCUUUCCCUUUUAAAAAGCAGCGGGCGGCAACCGAAAACCCUCAAAAUGCUCAGCUCCUCUUCGAUCUCAAAAACUAUUCAAAAGCAGGGCGAAAUUUUUGAGCAAAAACCCUAACCCUAGCUUAGAUCUCCGAUUUCUUUCAUCAAUGGAGCGUGAUCCAAACCUCUCUUCUCUCCUUCGCAAUCUCAAGGUAGACGAACCCUGGAUCCCUCCAAAGACUUGGGAGUCGAACCCCUCCGAGAGUGGACUUGAUCGACCUCUCGGUUUCGUUCAAAACCCUCAAAUUUCGAUCAACGAUCUCUCCGCCAUUUCUGAAUCGGUUUUAGUUCGGCUAGCUGUAAAUGCGUUGCAAGGAGUAAAAUCGGCAAUAGUUCAAAUUGAUCAGAUCUCUGAGGUAUUCUGCUCGACGGCCGCUGAUCGAACUUUUCAUCAAAUUCCAAGCUUGUGGUGCCGAUCAUCGAGCACAAGCGCACUAGGGAAUAUGCUUAAAUCGAUAAGCCAUUCAGGUUUUAUCUUCUUCUUCCUUCGUGAAUUUGUGAACCAUUAUCUUUAUUCGAGUACAAUUGGGAAAAAUGGAAAUGGAAAUGAGAAUGAGAUGAAGAUGCACCCGCCUUAUAGCCUCGUGAAUCAGGCAUUUUCUGUAGCUAUUAGUAAAGUUCUAGAGGGAUAUCUUUCUGCAUUGAAUACGUUGUUGUCUUCGGUGAAAUUGAGACGCUCUGCGAAAUUUGAUGGAGGGUGCACUCUCAUGAGUGUUGUUAACUCUGAUGUUACUCUUCUGGAGGUUUACUUGCACAGUGAGGAAUUGAGGACACACAUUGAGGCUCUUGGAAAUAUAUGUGCUCCCAAGGUUGCAGAUUUUGCUGCCUUAAAGGGAAAUUUUACUGCUGAGACUGAUUUUGAGUUUCAUGACUUCCCGAGAGGAGCAGAUUUGCUUACAUAUUUGUAUGUUCUGCUCAGAGAUGCUGAUCCUGGUCAUCAUGCACUUCUGAAAUUUCUGUUCAUCCAAUCAUGUGAACCUUACUGGGCUUUUAUCAAAUCAUGGAUUUAUAAUGCAAGAAUAGAUGAUCCUUAUGGAGAGUUCUUUGUGGUGUAUUCACGCACUUCACCAGAUUCAAAUGUUAUAACUGGCUCGCUCAAUGAAAUUUCUCUGGCAUCCAUAAAGGAGCGAGAAAGCUCUUCAAUUCCUUGUUUCCUGAAAGAUGUUUGUCGACCACUUAUUCGGGCAGGACAGCAACUGGAAGUUCUUGAGAAACUGCUGAACGUGUGCAAUUUUUCUGUGCUUGAGGAUUAUGAAUAUUGUCAUCUGGCAGAUCUUGAGGAUGUACUUCCUGGUCGGGUUGGCAUGCUGAGCAAUACAGCACCUUUUCUGAAUCAAUUGACAUUCAGCAGAAAAGGCGUACAAGCCUUAUUGCUUAAAAGGGAAAUUAUGUAUGAAGCAGCUGUGAAGGAACUUCAAAUUUUCUUCACAAAUUUGAACCUUAGUUAUCAAAGGAGGCAUCACUCUGUAAUUCCUUUUGGUAGCAUGAUAAGCAGAAAACUUGGCGUGAAUUCUCCCUUCGCUUUGAUCUCUGACACAGACAUGAAUGUUACUGAUGAACAAGGAGAUAUACACGUUGUUGCAGGUCUUGAAGAUACUGAUGCUAGUGCAUCUUAUGAAUCUUUAUUUGACUCUGAACAGUCACAAUCUUCAGAAAGCUCCUCUCCUUGUAGUUGUGAAGACGAAGUUGCUCCUGGAGCAUUUGCUGAGCUGCCUGAUAUUUUGCACCAACCACCGCAGUUCUUGUUUUAUAAUUUAGAUACAUGUAAUGCUAGAGGACAUACGUUGCAGAAAGCUGAAACUGAAAAUCCACGUACUUUUGAUUACUAUUUCUGUAAAAAAUGUGAAACUACGGAUACCAUCAAUCCACUUUUUGACCACUCUCAGGAGAAUGGGAAUCAAGAUCAAGUGAGAGAAAAGAUAAGCGAGAUAAAUAUUACUUUUAAAUCUGAUGCAACUGGAUAUGUUAAAUUAUCAGAGGCUAUGGAUGAUGGGAAUCUCUCUGGUACAUGCUGGCCACUAGGAGCAUUAUCAAAGAAUCCUUUCCAUGACGAUAUGAAGCACCAGGUUUUUAAGCAGCAUCGGUUCCCUGGAUCUUGUCAGCAGAAGGCGAAUGGGAGGAUGGAAGCCUUGGAAGAGGGAAAAACAGAUAGGAAUCAAAUGUUAUUCAGUUCUGAGUUAGAUGCAACUGGAAAGACCGAAAUGAUUAAAGAGAAAGUUGAAACUCUUUCUUUGCACAUUCAGCAAUCAUGGAAUUCAUGUGAUAGCUAUGAUCUUAGCAUUAACCCUACAUUAGCUAAAACUGCUUGGCUUCGUACAGUGCGUAACGUAAGAGACAAAGGUGUAAUCAGUGCUGGAUCUUGCUUUCCAUACUUUGAUUUCUCAUCAGUUUCAGAUCCUUGUAGGGGUUAUUCGGAGAGUCUGAUUGCCAGUCAAGGCCAUGGAUCUCAAGUUAAAGCUCCUAAACUUGUGUCUUCUGCUUCUCUUGCUGUAGAAGUAAAUGGAAAUCCUGAUGAUAGUGCCCGAGAUACCGUAACAGGUCAACCAGUUCAGAGUCCUGGUUGUUCAUUUAGACAAACAAAUGAACUAUUACAUGUCCUUCCACCAAGUGCUUCUGGUGGAUCAAGUUGGGAGCGAUUAUUGAAUUACCCUGGCGAAGCAAGCUCAUUUUGCAAUGAAGAUGAAUCGUCUGAUUUGGCGGAAACUUUUGAGACCCCACUUGAUGUAAUAGUUGACAAAUGCAUACUACAAGAAGUCUUGAUUCAAUAUAAAUAUGUCAGCAACUUUGCCAUCAAGUUAUUGAAAGAAGGUUUUGAUCUGCACAAUCAUCUAGUGGCAUUGCGGCGCUACCAUUUCAUGGAACAAGCAGACUGGGCAGAUUCAUUCAUUUUGUCUCUUCGUGGUCAAAAAUGGUCUAUUAUUGAACCUGGAGAGAAGAUAGCCAAAAUUCAAGGGCUCCUUGAUUUAGCACUGCAGAGGUCUUCUUGUGGGAAUGAUCCAUAUAAAGAAAGAUUAUUUGUAAAAGCAAAUGGACAACACAUGAUUUCUCAGCAAAAUUCUGCAAUUAGUAGUCUCCAUGCCUUCGAUUUUAUGGUGUUGGGUUUCAGAGUGGAUUGGCCUGUUAAUAUCAUUAUAACUCAGGAUGCAUUGAAAACAUAUGCUGAGAUUUUCAGUUACCUUGUUCAAGUCAGGCUUGCUUUUAUUUCCUUGACCGAUGUGUGGCACUGGCUAAAGGCUGAUAGUUAUUCAACUCAUCAUAGUCAAAGUACAGGAUACCGCAAGAUGGACUUGACGAUGAUAAUGAAAAUGAGGCAACAAAUAAAUCACUUUGUGCGUACAUUGGAAGAGUAUGUGCAUUCCCAUCUGUCAGAUGUAUCAUGGUGUAAACUCCAGCAUUCCCUUCAGAAUCGGGUCAAAGACAUGUUGGACUUGGAAACAGUACACAAGUCAUAUCUUGCUGAUGCCUUACAUAUAUGUUUCUUAUCUGCUGAGACAAAACCAAUAAGUAUCAUAAUCAAGAACAUCUUGCAAUCUGCAUUGGAUUUCCGGAUGUGCUUCCCUGGCAGCUCUUCCAUGGAUGCUGAAUCUGACGGCAAAGGUCCUUUGGACUUGUGUCGUCAGAUAAACUUUGCUCAGGUUUUUUUAAUAAAAACUACAUUUGAGAGGAACAUCAAAGAUUUGUACGUCUUGUAUUUGAAGUCUCCAAAGCAUGAUGAAUUUAGUCUUUGUCGUUUCUGGAGCUACCUCAAUUACAAUGACUACUACUCUGCCACGAUUGCUAAAGAAAUGGGUUUCUUAUAUCGUUAAGUCAUUUUUGGAAAGGAGUUGUUACGGAGGCUUCACCUAUAGUUGAAAAAGUUCCAUAAGACAUUACUAAAAGAACAUGCGGUUUCUGGGUCUUUGAUGCAGUGACAAGGCAAAAGAUUGUAAAAUCAAGAGCAUGCUGGUUGGAGUUUAAUGCAAGGAUUAACCCUUUCUUCCCACUGGUACCAGUUUGGAUGUAGGACACUUUGGGGGCCCGAUACAUUUUGAGUCCAUGUUGAGUUCAUUUUGGGCAGGUGCUGGAUCAGUGAUCAUUUCGUGUGCAUCAAGAUUCUGCAAUGACUACUGCAGCACUACUAGGAACAGAUUUAUUAAAAUGUUUCUCAUUUUCUGAAGUAUAUCAAUUUUGAUGGUACAGAUAGAGCUCCACCUCUUCAGAACCACUUACGCCUUGUCAGGUAAAGUAAUUUCAUUGGAGGUUUCUAAAUUGAGCGAUUUUCGAGUGGAAGGGAGAUGGAAUAUGUGCGCGCAUUUCAUAUUGUAAAAUAUUGUAAUACAUGUAGGCAUAAGUUAUUAGUUGGUUUAAUUCACUUGUGCUCUUCCUGAAGUUUGACAGAACUGAUUUCGUUAACAGAGAGGAUGGAGAAAGCAUACGUGUAAACUUUUUUUUUCCCUCCAACUACGGACUGUAUUUGGGUGCUGAUUGAUGAUAAAGAAAGAAGGCAUCUGCUUGUUCAGUGUAAUUUUUGGUUGUUCAAUGUAAUUUAAAGAUCUAGUAUUGUGGAGAUGCCAUCUACGUAUAAUGAUAUUUUAUCGUGACAGCUAAA
Asparagus officinalis (garden asparagus) is the source of this 4678-nucleotide messenger RNA. RefSeq lists its product as uncharacterized. Gene Ontology annotation, cellular component: centrosome; spindle pole; equatorial microtubule organizing center. Lineage: Eukaryota; Viridiplantae; Streptophyta; Magnoliopsida; Asparagales; Asparagaceae. Gene Ontology annotation, molecular function: microtubule minus-end binding; gamma-tubulin binding. The record is from RefSeq and is a predicted model, not a curated record. Gene Ontology annotation, biological process: meiotic cell cycle; cytoplasmic microtubule organization; mitotic cell cycle. Bases 198 to 3896 code for a protein of 1232 amino acids. The transcript is spliced from 14 exons.